GUCGUAUGCACUUCCGGGGUAGAGUUCAGAAAAUAUUGAUGGCGACCACAUGCUUGUCGGUGCAGUGGCGUUGCAGUGGCGAAUUAAACUAGAGUAAUAUACCCGCAGCCCCACAAAACCCGGCAGAAUGAAGGACACACCUCUGUCCAACGUUGAGCGGGACUUCUUGCUCAAAGCCAUCGAGGAGAAAAAGCGCCUGGAUGGACGGCAGACCUAUGACUACAGGAAGAUAAAGAUCACGUUUGGCACGGACUAUGGAUGCUGCUUUGUGGAUCUGGGGAAAACCAGGGUCAUGGCUCAGGUGUCCUGUGAGCUGGUGGCUCCGAAAGAGAAUCGACCAAACGAGGGAAUCAUGUUCUUCAACAUCGAGCUGUCACCCAUGGCCUCACCUGCAUUCGAGCAGGGCAGACAGUCAGAGUUAUCAGUGAAGCUAAACAGACAGCUGGAGAGGUGCUUGAGGAACUCCAAGUGCAUUGAUACAGAGUCCCUCUGUGUGGUGUCUGGAGAAAAGGUGUGGCAGAUCAGAGUGGAUGUCCACGUGUUGAAUCAUGAUGGGAACCUGAUGGAUGCUGCCAGCAUUGCCGCCAUCACCGCUCUGUGCCACUUCAGACGCCCUGAUGUCGGCAUCCAGGGAGACGAAGUCACAGUGUACAGUCCAGAGGAGAGAGACCCUAUUCCUCUGAGUAUCUACCACAUGCCCAUCAGUGUCAGCUUCUCCUUCUUCCAGCAAGGAACGUAUUUGCUGGUGGACCCCUGUGAGCGGGAGGAGCGGGUGAUGGACGGCCUGCUGAUGAUCGCCAUGAACAAACACAGAGAAAUCUGCUCCAUCCAGUCCAGCGGGGGCAUCAUGCUGCUUAAGGACCAGGUUAUGAGAUGCAGUAAAAUCGCCAGUGUCAAAGUGUCUGAAAUCACAGAACUCAUCGGCAAAGCCCUGGAAAACGACAAGAAAGCCAGGAAGGCAGGCAGCAGGUGUGGUUUUGCAGAGUCUAUUCCUCAGGAGCGAAUCACAGCUCUGAAAAUGGACGAGACUCCAGUGGAGAUGAUGGAUGUGACAGAGAGAGCCAAUGACAUUGUCCAGAAAGCCGAGGCCCCGCCUCAGACGGUACCAUCCCCAGUGGUGCCCGUCCCAGGUGUGGGGCAGGUGGGGCAGGGGCUGCAGAACACCUGGGGCCUGGAGGAGGAUGAUGAUGAAGAAGAGGAGGAGGAGGAGGAAAAUGACAACAGUGGUGAAGAACAGGAGGCAGAAGUAACAAAGAUGGAAGGGGGAAAGUAUGAAAAGAAAGAGAGCAGAGGAGACGUGGUUGAAAUAUCUGACAGUGAAGAGGAGGAAGUGGUCAUUCUUCAUCCAGAGACACCAGACAAUGCUCCUAAAUAUACAGGAUCCAGUUCACACCAGAAGGGGGCAGCAACAACCAAGAAAAGACAGAAAAAAUGAAUAAAGCAGCCAUCUGUGGUCACUGCAGCCAGAGAUCUGUUUAAGCACAGCAGCUCUCCCCAUAAUAAAGACUGUCCGGGUUUAAAGAGAUUCCUGUAUCUGCUAUAGCAGAGAAUUGGAAUCGAAUAAAGAUCACAGUACAGAAGCACUUCAAAGUGCUGGAUUCUUAACAUGAGAACUGGAAGUUUACUUCUGUUGGCAGCCGUGUGAUCGUUUCAAAAGCAUUUUUCACUUACAAAUGUAGAGAAUAUAAUUUGUCACAUUAUGUAUUUUUACAAUGAAAGGAUGUGAAAGGUAUGAUUAAAGAACAAUAUUCUCAACCCCUGUUCAGUGUUUAGCAGACUAGCAUUUCAGUUACGUUUGCAAAGUGCUAUAUUAUGUAAGAACCAUGGUCUGUGGUGCUGAUUGUGAAUCAAUAUAAAAAGGGUAAAAAAGAAA
Xiphias gladius (swordfish) is the source of this 1873-nucleotide messenger RNA. RefSeq names its product exosome component 9 (gene exosc9). Bases 128 to 1435 code for a protein of 435 amino acids. The transcript has 12 exons. NCBI's taxonomy places the organism in Eukaryota, Metazoa, Chordata, Actinopteri, Istiophoriformes, Xiphiidae. The record is from RefSeq and is a predicted model, not a curated record. Gene Ontology annotation, cellular component: nuclear exosome (RNase complex); cytoplasmic exosome (RNase complex). Gene Ontology annotation, biological process: nuclear mRNA surveillance; nuclear polyadenylation-dependent mRNA catabolic process; nuclear polyadenylation-dependent rRNA catabolic process.